Molecule: messenger RNA, 948 nt
Organism: Didymodactylos carnosus
Lineage: Eukaryota; Metazoa; Rotifera; Eurotatoria; Philodinida; Philodinidae
Source: the annotation of a GenBank genome assembly
AUGAUUGCAGUGGCAAAUCCCGUGUCAUUGGCGGAUACUGGAAAUGCCAUUGUUGAAGAACUGAAUCAAACACGUCAUUCAAUGGCAAUUCUGCAAGAUCGACUAGUCUAUUUUUAUAAUCACAUGAAGACACUUCAAAACGUAGUCAAUAUUGUUGCACAACAAUCAAUACCAACAAUUGAAAAUGAAAUAUAUUAUGAUAAAAUACACCAAUCAUUAGAUGAUUUGAUAAAUGGGAAAAAAAAUUUUGAUUAUCUAUCUCGUGAUGAACUGCACCAAUUAGUUAAUACACUAUUUCAACGGUCAAGCAAAAUCCUUGCACUGUUUGAUAUGGCUUUAAUGACACUUAUUAAUCGUCUAAUUGCAUCAGAGUCAUUUUACUUUGUGUUAAAUACAGAUAACGGUACCAACGGCAAUAAUCCUAAAGCUCCAAAUGUUUCGGAUGAUACAUACUGCGUAAUGGCAACAGAACAAAAUGAUGAACCAACUCAAAUAAAUGGUGUAAAUAUUAAAAGUUUUGCCAUUAUCAAACUACCUUGUAAAUCUACAUUAAAUUGUAAACAUCAAAUAUCGUUAAGAAAUACGAACUGUCAGUCGUCCAUUGAUUACUAUCUUGCAAGUGGUGGGCAUUAUUCGAAAAAUAAUAAAUUAUUAGAACUAUUGAACAUGGACACAUUCAACGAUUCGAUGUUAUUAGGCUUUGUGAAUGAUGCCAAUCAAAUAAAUAUGAUAAGUAAAAAUAUAUCAAAGAUACAACGUGAUCAAAAAGACAUACAGUUAGAAAUAGAACAAAAUAUACUCAGAUUGCCAUCCAUCAGCAAAAAAUUUGGGGUCUCGUCCUUUCUAUUAAUAUUGAUUAUCGGCGUUUUAAUUAUUAAUAUUCUUCUUAUUAUAUUAUAUGUAAAAUAUUGUUUAAAGAAAUUAUAUGUUAAUGUGCCUGUUAUGUAA